This is a messenger RNA of Mycena indigotica, 1062 nucleotides long. RefSeq names its product Glutamine synthetase. Bases 1 to 1062 code for a protein of 353 amino acids. Lineage: Eukaryota; Fungi; Basidiomycota; Agaricomycetes; Agaricales; Mycenaceae. The transcript is spliced from 4 exons. Gene Ontology annotation, cellular component: cytoplasm. Gene Ontology annotation, molecular function: glutamine synthetase activity. The record is from RefSeq and is a predicted model, not a curated record.
AUGGCUCAGUCCUACAAGAACGACCUCCUUGCUCCCUACCUCGCUCUCCCUCAGGGCGAAAAGGUUCAAGCAGAGUAUGUUUGGAUUGACGGCGACGGUGGACUUCGUUCCAAGACUACGACUGUGAGCAAGAAGGUCACCGAUAUUGGCCAGCUUCGCACAUGGGACUUUGACGGCUCUUCAACCAACCAAGCCCCAGGCCACGAUUCUGACGUUCUUCUUCGUCCUGUUGCCAUUUUCCCCGACCCCUUCCGUGGAGGCGACAACAUUCUCGUUCUCGCUGAAACAUACAACAAUGACGGCACCCCCAAUAGAACCAACUACCGCCACCAUGCCAAGAAGGUCAUGGAGCAAGCCAAAGACUUUGAGCCCUGGUUCGGUAUCGAGCAGGAGUACACUCUCUUCGACGCCGAUGGCCGCCCUUACGCUUGGCCAAAAGGCGGUUUCCCAGGCCCUCAGGGACCAUACUACUGUGGCGCAGGUACCGGCAAAGUUGUCGCUCGUGAUCUCAUCGAGGCCCACUACCGUGCUUGCCUCUAUGCCAACAUCAACAUUAGCGGUAUCAACGCUGAAGUUAUGCCUUCCCAGUGGGAAUAUCAAGUUGGACCCUGCGAAGGCAUUUCUAUGGGCGACCACCUUUGGAUGUCACGUUAUUUGCUUCUUCGCAUUGCCGAACAGUGGGGGAUCGUCGUUUCCUUCCACCCCAAGCCUUUGCAGGGCGACUGGAACGGUGCCGGCUGUCACACCAACUACUCGACCAAGGCGAUGCGUGAACCUGGAGGAAUCAAACACAUCGAAGGUGCCAUCGAGAAGCUUUCCAAGAAGCACAAUGAGCAUAUUGCUGUUUACGGCGAGGACAACGACCUCCGUCUGACUGGACGACAUGAAACUGGCCACAUCAGCGACUUUAGCUCCGGUGUAGCCAACCGUGGAGCCUCGAUUCGUAUCCCUCGUCACGUUGCCGCCCAAGGCUAUGGUUACAUGGAAGACCGCCGCCCUGCUUCUAACAUUGACCCAUACCGCGUCACUUCGAUCAUUGUCGAGACCACGCUCCUCCAGUAA